Molecule: messenger RNA, 816 nt
Organism: Exophiala aquamarina CBS 119918
Lineage: Eukaryota; Fungi; Ascomycota; Eurotiomycetes; Chaetothyriales; Herpotrichiellaceae
Exons: 5
Coding region: 1-816 (271 amino acids)
Biological process (GO): endoplasmic reticulum membrane organization
Cellular component (GO): plasma membrane; endoplasmic reticulum membrane
Molecular function (GO): FFAT motif binding
Source: RefSeq, a predicted model, not a curated record
AUGUCCGUUGAACUCAUUCCAGCCGAAUUGGGCUUCAGACGCCCCUUUGAUCGCGAGGUCACCGAGACUCUCAAACUCGCCAAUCCCAACUCUGCCCCGGUCGCUUUCAAGGUCAAGACCACGGCUCCUAAACAAUACUGUGUGCGACCGAAUUCUGGCAUCAUCCAACCCAAUGACUCUGUUGAGGUUCAAGUUCUCCUGCAAGCGAUGAAAGAAGAGCCUCCUCUCGACGCCAAAUGCCGCGACAAGUUCCUCGUCCAGUCUGUCCUCACGUCUUCCGACCAGGAUCCCAACGUGACGACUCUCUGGCAAACCGUUGAGAAGACUGCCAAACAAUCCAUUCAAGAGCGCAAGAUCCGCGUCAACUUCCUGCCUGCGACCGCCGCCACUCCCAACGGUGUUUCUUCCUCCCACGAUGAACAGCCACCAGCAUACUCCUCCCCUUCCCCACAGUUCGGUUCUCCAGCUGCUGCCGCUUCUACCCCUGGCAGAGGAUCUUCCAGCGCCGCUGAGUCCGCCAAAUCUGCUGUCGCCAGUUCUUCCGAGGCCACUGGCCUGACCACCGCCGCCGCCGCCGUCUCCAAUGCUUUGCCUGUCUCCAAUGAGGAACUCAAGGAACAACUGGCAGCUGCAAAGGCCCAGAUCCAAAAACUCAGCAACCAGGUGCAAGACCCGCAAUUCCGCCAACGAAAAGCCGCCGAGGCAAAUGAGAAGGUCCAGACUAUCGUGCAACAGAGCAACGAAUCCGGAGUGCCUCUACAGAUUGUCGCUGGCUUAUGCCUGCUCAGCUUCCUCAUAGCUUAUCUCUUUUUCUGA